AGUAAGAGAGAAAGCUUCACCAUAUACAUGCAUAUAUGACAGCUUCACCAUAUACAUGCAUGUGUGUGUAUUAUCUGAAUUCAUGCAAUCUGCAAAAGAUGAUCGUUACACUUGCCCUAAGUAGAUCCUUCCAUUCCCUUCCAGUAAGAGCUGCUCAAACUCCAUGGUUACGCUAUCAGCCUUACCUCGGCUUCCUUUCUUCCUGCAAGGACCUCAAUUCUGUGCUCCAAAUCCAUGGCCACCUGGUGGUUUCAGGCUUCAAACCGAAUGAUAUCAUAAGCGCCCAUCUCAUAAACUCCUACUCUUCAUUCCAAAAAUGCGAUCUGGCUCGCUCUAUCUUCGAUUCCACGCCCAACCCAGGGGUGAUGCUAUGGAACUCCAUGAUCAGAGCCUACACGAGGUCGAACCGGCACCGCGAGGCUCUGGAAAUUUACCACUGCAUGGGGGAAGCAUCUGUGGAACCAGACAAAUACACCUUUACUUUUGCCUUGAAAGCCUGUGCUGGAGUUUUGGACUUGGAAGAGGGUGUGUUGAUUCAUGGUGCAAUCAUUGACAAAGGACUAGAGUGCGAUGUGUUUAUAGGAACUGGUCUUGUUGACAUGUAUUGUAAAUUGGGUGAUUUGGAUGUUGCACAAGAGGUGUUCGAUAGAAUGCCGAACAGGGAUAUUGUGUCUUGGAAUGCUAUGAUUGCUGGGUUGUCGCAGAGCUAUCCUUCCGGGGCUUUGCAGUUUUUAAGAAACAUGCAGUUGAAUGGUGAAAUGAAACCGAAUUCUGUAACCUUGUUGAAUUUGUUCCCUGCAGUUUCUAAGUUAUCUGAUAUUCAAUUGUGUAAGACCCUUCAUGGGUAUGUAAUUAGGAGGGCUUUCCCACUACCUGUUUUAAAUGGAUUGGUUGAUGUUUACUGUAAGUGUGGGCAUGCUGAUAUUGCUCGCCUGGUUUUUGAUCAAAUGUGGGUUUAUGACGAUGUUUCAUGGGCUACAAUGAUGGCAGGGUAUGCGCAUAAUGGAUUUUUUGCGGAGGUAUUAGAGUUCUUCAGUUACAUGAAAAGGGAAAAGCUGAAGAUAAAUAAGGUGUCUGUUAUAAGUGCUUUGUUGGCUGCAUCUGAGAUUAGAGAUUUAGAGGAGGGAAAGAAAAUCCAUGACCAUGCGGUACAACAACAUGUUGACUCAGAUAUUUUGAUUGCUACUCCGCUUAUGACAAUGUAUGCCAAGUGUGGGGAGUUGGAAAAUGCUAAAAAUUUGUUUGCAGAAAUUCAGGGAAGAGAUGUAAUUGCUUGGUCUGCAGCUAUAGCAGCUUUUGCUCAAUCUGGGUAUCCAGGAGAAGCAUUGGCUUUCUUUAGAGAUAUGUUGAAACACAAUUUGAGACCAAAUAGGGUAACUCUUUUAAGUGUUCUACCAGCUUGUGCAGAGUUGUUUUCUGUGAGACUAGGGAAGACUAUACAUUGUUAUGCUGUCAAAUUUGACUUUGACUCUGAUUUAUCAACAGGAACAGCCUUAUUGUCCAUGUAUGCUAAAUGUCAGCUCUUUCCUCCUGCACUGACUAUAUUUAAGAGGAUGUCAAGAAAAGAUGUUGUGACAUGGAAUUCCUUGAUAACUGGGUAUGCUCAGAUUGGCGAACCCUUCUGUGCUUUGGAGAUGUUUUGUCAAUUACGACUAUCUGGGGCGCAUGCAGACGCAGGAACAAUGGUGGGUGUUGUUUCAGCAUGUGCACUCUUAGGUGACCUAGAUCAAGGGAAAUGCAUUCAUGGUCUAAUUAAAAAAUCUGCGUUUGAGUUGGAUUGUCACGUGAACAAUGCUCUAAUUGAUAUGUAUGCCAAAUGUGGAAGCCUCUCCAUGGCUGAAUCCUUGUUCAAUGAAACUAACAUCAGUAAAGACGAGGUAUCCUGGAACGCAAUGAUUGCAGGGUAUAUGCAAAAUGGAUAUGCUAAGGAAGCCAUUUCUUCAUUUUACAAAAUGAGAUUAGAGGGUUUACAGCCUAAUGUAGUCACACUUGUGAGUGUUCUUCCUGCUGCAGCAUAUUUGUCUACCAUUAAAGAAGGUAUGAGUAUCCAUGCCUACAGUAUCCUAAUGGGCUUUCAGGCUAGCACACUUGUUGGGAACAGUCUCAUUGACAUGUAUUCCAAAUGUGGGCAUCUUGAGCUUUCGGAGAAAAUUUUCAAUGAUAUGGAAAAUAGGGACAUCAUCUCAUGGAACUCUAUGCUUGCUGGAUACGCAGUGCAUGGGCAAGGGGACCAUGCAAUAGCAUUUCUCUCACUUAUGAAAGAGACUAACGUUGAACUUGAUUCCAUAUCAUUUGUCACUGCCCUGUCUGCUUGCAGACAUACAGGUUUGAUAGAUGAAGGAAGGAGGAUAUUUUAUUCCAUGCAAAAAGAGCAUAGUGUCAGCCCUGACUUAGAACAUUAUGCUUGUAUGGUGGAUCUGUUAGGUCGUGCUGGUUUGUUUGAUGAAUUACUGGGUUUGAUUAAGAAAAUGCCCAUGGAACCGGAUGCUGGAAUAUGGGGAGCUUUAUUGGGUGCAUGUGGAAUGCAUGGAAAUGUGAAGCUAGCAGAGUUUGCAUUAGACCAACUUGUCAAAGUUAGGCCCUGGAAUCCAGCUCAGUAUGUGGUCUUAUCGAGCAUUUAUUCUCAGUCUGGAAGAUGGAGUGAUGCAGUUAACAUAAGAGUGAAGAUGAAUGAGACUGGAUUGAAAAAAAUCCCAGGAUGUAGUUGGGCUGAGGUCAGAAAGAGGGUCCAUGCAUUUUGAGUUGGUAACCAAAGCAAUCCACAGUUUGAGAGCAUAGUUUAGUUGUGGAGCAGUUUACUCAAGAAAAUGGGUUAUGUUCCUGACAGGAUCUGUAAUCUGCAAAACGUAGAGGAAGAGGAUAAGGCUCUUCUCAAUACUGAACCUGGAACUAUUAUCCAGAUGGUGAAGAAUCUCCACGUAUGUGCAGAUUUCCACACUGCUUUAAGUUUAUCUCGAAGAUCACAGGUCGUGGGAUUACUGUCAGAGAUGCCACUCAGUUCCAUCACUUUUGGGUGGCAUCUGCUCAUGCAAGGAUUACUCGUGACCACAAUGGCAUCUCUGGUUAGAGUGACGGCAGCAUUGUGAGUAAGAACUAAUUCCUCUUGCACGAGUAAUUUCAUGAAAACUUCUUGUUGAAGUUAUUCUACCUAAGGAGGAAGGUUUCACUAGGUAGCCGGCAAUCCAUGUAAAAAUCAUUGGAUCUUUCAACAUGAAUUCUAAACAAAGAUAGGAAAGUUAGAAUUUAUGUAGCUGAUUCCAUCCAAUGAGAUUAAGGCUCGUGGUGAUGAUGAUGAAGAUGAAGAUGAUGAUUCAGAAGUCUAAAUAGGUUGAUGAAGGUUCCUUAAAGGACGAAAUAGUUUCAGAAGUAGUGUCAGGAGUAAUGACAUUUGCUUGCAAGUAUGAAGAAAUGGGCUCAAGUAUGUAAAUGUUAACAUCCAGUGCAGUCUACCUAUUUCAAUAAGGACAUCAGCAAAGCUUUCCUAAAUGCGCUAUGCAUUUUUUUGUUACCAGAGUUUUUGACGCCAAGGGUAAUGUUAAGAGUGUGAGAUUUUUUUAGAUACUCUGAACAAGAAAAGAUAUGUUUUUGGCAACUUGAGUGAAGUCGAGGUUAGUGAAAAGUAGUAUGGAUUCUUCUUUUAUGAAAAUCUGUCUAGUUUUAGUUGGGGUUUGGUAUUUUUAUUGGAAGUUGUCUAGUUUUAGUUGGAGUUUGGUAUUAACCAACAUUUUCGAUCUAACAUGUAUUUUUUGUAUAAAAGAAGAAAAUGAAUGA
This is a messenger RNA of Diospyros lotus (date-plum), 3771 nucleotides long. Its product is annotated as pentatricopeptide repeat-containing protein At2g39620. The record is from RefSeq and is a predicted model, not a curated record. The coding region runs from base 36 to 2741 and encodes 901 amino acids. Lineage: Eukaryota; Viridiplantae; Streptophyta; Magnoliopsida; Ericales; Ebenaceae. Gene Ontology annotation, biological process: RNA modification. Gene Ontology annotation, molecular function: protein binding; RNA binding. The transcript is spliced from 3 exons.